This is a messenger RNA of Polyodon spathula (Mississippi paddlefish), 1099 nucleotides long. RefSeq names its product signal-regulatory protein beta-1-like. Gene Ontology annotation, cellular component: membrane raft; external side of plasma membrane. Gene Ontology annotation, biological process: interleukin-15-mediated signaling pathway; positive regulation of ERK1 and ERK2 cascade; T cell activation. The transcript is spliced from 3 exons. The record is from RefSeq and is a predicted model, not a curated record. Gene Ontology annotation, molecular function: MHC class II protein binding; protein tyrosine kinase binding. The coding region runs from base 265 to 1014 and encodes 249 amino acids. NCBI's taxonomy places the organism in Eukaryota, Metazoa, Chordata, Actinopteri, Acipenseriformes, Polyodontidae.
UGUAUUUCACUGAUAACAUCGAGAGCUACAGUUUAGACGCUGCCCAAACCGCACGACACCUGCACUUUCCCUCGCAGUCUCUGCUCUGACACAAUGGAAACUCUGAAUGCGAGGAAUAUACACAGGUAUUAAUAUGAAGCAGGAAAUGGCAGCGGUCAGUGUGAGCGAGAAACUGCUUUUCAAAAAAAAUCCAGCCAGAAUUUAUUUGACAUUUAACUUUUGUAGGUGCCAUCGCUUCUCUCAAAUUACAUUUGAUCAGUCACCAUGCUGCACAUUUGUAUCGCGGUCAUGCUGUGUUUGAAAGUUUAUCUAGGAGACAGCGCCAUGUUGCACCAAACACCGGCUCACCAGUUUGCUGCGGCUGGAGACACCGUGGAGACUUUCUGUUCCUCAAGCGAGUGCUCCAUAGACUUGGAUCUGCUGCGCUGGUUCGUGAAGAAGGACAGCGAAAUGAUCGCUCUGAACACCAGCUGCAAGGCAGGUCCUGGGUGCAGGGUCACUACGAGUCGAGCGAGCAAUGGGGACUGCGCGCUGACUAUCCGGGACGUGCAGCCCGUCGACUCCGGGGUGUAUUACUGUGCUGAAUACAGUUCUUACACCAUGACCAUCUCCAACGGAUCCUUACUGAUCGUCAAAGACAAUUCCACACAAAAUACUACAGUAACGGUCCUGGCCCCCGCUGUCUCCGGCAGCGCGCUCGAUUCCAAGGGGACGGUGACAUUAGUGUGUCUGGUCCGGGGUCUCUCCUCGCCCGCACUCUGGGUCCAGUGGUUCAUCUCUGGUAACCUCACAAAGUCAGGCGCUCCAAGCUCCUGGACCGAAGGGAAGAAGGGUGGAAACGGAGAGAGCCACAGCGCCACAAGCAGGCUGACAAUCCCGGUGGAGACGUGGCGGAGCGGGGCGGUGUGCGCAUGUGGAGCGCAACUGAACUCGAACACCGUCAUCCUCAGCAGGAAUAUCUCAUACACAGGUGGACUGGAACCGAAAUAUGGUAGGUUUUCCAGUAAGGAUUGAUAAAUGCACGCUGACGUGGAGCAAUACUUUGUCAAUAGCACCAGUAAUGUGCAAUAUUGAAUACUGGAACAUUUAAAAUAAUAUA